This is a messenger RNA of Gossypium raimondii (Peruvian cotton), 480 nucleotides long. RefSeq lists its product as uncharacterized. The transcript has a single exon. NCBI's taxonomy places the organism in Eukaryota, Viridiplantae, Streptophyta, Magnoliopsida, Malvales, Malvaceae. The coding region runs from base 104 to 337 and encodes 77 amino acids. The record is from RefSeq and is a predicted model, not a curated record.
CAGUGCGGUGCUUCUCUAUUGUUAAAUACAAUAAACCUUAGAGAAAAACUGCAUUUCUCCAUCCCCAAUCUUUUUCCUUUUCAAUAAACCCCAACAAACCAAAAUGGCCCGCCAAAUUGUUGUUCUUGCUUUGGCCAUCAUGGCCCUUUUUGCCUUGGUUUCCACCGCUGCGGCGGCCCCCGCCCCCGCACCCGGUGGCAGCCCUUCAGGUUCACCUGGAGAUGCUAGCUCCCCUCUUCCUCAGGCAAGCGCUCCUAGUCCUAGCAGUGGUGCCGCACUUGAGGUCUCGGCUAUUGCCGCAGGAGCAGCCGCCGUUGCUAGCUACUUUAUGUUCUAAAUACAAUUUAUCUCAAGGGUGUCUAGCAGCGGCUUUUCUAGGUUUGAUAUCAUCACGAAAGCUGCCUUAUUAAUUAUUUUGUAAUUUGCUAAUUUGUUUUAUGAAUAAAGAAUUGGAACGGAUGGAUGCAUCUUUAAAAUGAA